Messenger RNA from Letharia columbiana, 3678 nucleotides. RefSeq lists its product as uncharacterized. Gene Ontology annotation, biological process: nucleocytoplasmic transport; activation of GTPase activity. The record is from RefSeq and is a predicted model, not a curated record. NCBI's taxonomy places the organism in Eukaryota, Fungi, Ascomycota, Lecanoromycetes, Lecanorales, Parmeliaceae. The coding region runs from base 1 to 3678 and encodes 1225 amino acids. Gene Ontology annotation, molecular function: GTPase activator activity; small GTPase binding. Gene Ontology annotation, cellular component: perinuclear region of cytoplasm; nucleus; cytosol. The transcript is spliced from 3 exons.
AUGGAGGGCAUACAUGGUGUCGACGUGAGCUGGUUGCACCACUCCCCCAAAGACCACUAUUCGAAGAAGGAUUCGAUCUCCACUCCCUCCCCGGAUGAGAAAGUUUUGCCAAACAAGCAGGAUCCCUCACAAGGCGAAGACGAGCCGACUGCGCCCAAAGCCAAUGGAUCCUACUCUACACAAUCCCAUAGUCAUGUACAUCGUCCUCAUAUCCUUCAACGUGCGAGCUCAGAAAAAGUCGAGCCAGGUCCCAGCUCUCCCAAGAACCAGAAAGAUCCCAAAGCAACCCCAAUGGGCCGACGGAAUUCGUGGAUGUCAAGCCUAAGCUCAAAGUUCUCCACCAAUUCGAAUUCACCUACCAGCAGCACCGGCUCACUACCAUCUCCUGUCUCAAAGUCGCCACCCAACACCCCUCAACCCGAAUUCUCAAAUCCUUUUGGCGCAGCCGUUACACCAACAGUUAAAGAUGCCAAAAAGACAGACACACCUCCCUCCACCCCACCAAAUGUUGGCAAAGGUGGGCAUACAUUUAUACAGAGCGCACUGAGACGGCUGGGAUCCAGCGGUGGCGGCAGCACCGCAAAGGCUGCGGGUUCGUGCGGAGUCUGCCCAAGGAGGACGAUGAAUGUGGAUCCGUACCGUGAAAGGUGUUCACUGCCAGAUCUGGAUCUCAAGAAGCUGCGGAGGGUGGCAUUCUGUGUAGACGUCGAAAUUGCAGGCGCAGCCCAAUACACCGAGACGGAACCGCAAGCACCACCUGCGCCGUCCCUCACGGAAGAAUCGAGCCUCACUAAAUUGGAGCACGAGACAGAGGCUAACAAAAUGAAGGAUCAGAAGCAGAAGAAAGGAGAGGGUGCUGCGCUGAAGAAUCCGAAUACAGUGGCAGAAGAGAAAGAGAAGGACGGAGUCGUCAAAGCUUCUGGAGAAGAAGUGAAACCUGCACCACCAGAGAAAUCCCAAGAGUCCAAGGCUCCGGAGAACAGCGAGGUCAAGGAACCUACAAGGAAGAAGGAAAAGAAGAAGCGCUCUGAGGGCGAAAGAAAAGAGCGUAAAGAGCGGAAGCACCAGGAAGCUUUGGCCAAUGGUUCGAUACCCAUUGAAGUACGUCGGGAGGGCAGCAGCAGUAGCGCCAACGAUACGCCCACUGGCGCUGACACUCCGCCAAGGUCUCAAGAUCGACCGACAACCGACCCUCUACGUAUAUAUCGACGGUGUUGUCAAUUGCGAGAGACGCCCAUCUUAAAACGAAUAGUCGAGCAGAUCUCCUCACCAUCUGCCUGCCAUGUCAUGACGCCGGGAAUCCUCUCAAGUCUGGAUCUCUCAGGUUACUGGAUGCAACUUCCAGAUCUCAUCACCCUCGGGGACUACCUGGCCGUUGUGCCCGUCAAGAGAUUGGUACUAGAGAAUUGCGGCUUAGGAGAUGAAGCUGUACGCGUCAUACUUGCUGGACUCCUUGCUGCGAAGACACCGGAACAAGCUAAACACAAUAGGAAACUUGCUAAAAGGAUUAAUGGUGGGACUACGGAAGUGACAGAGCAGCUUGGCGUGAUCGAGAAGCUUAUAUUAAAGGAUAAUCCGAAGGUUGGAAGCGAAGGCUGGCGACAUAUUGCCCUGUUCAUGUACAUGUCUCGGUCAUUAAAAGGUAUCGAUGUGUCUAUGAUACCUUUCCCGAAAUCAUCAGCAAUGGCGGAUAGCGUCAAGCAUCAUCACCACACUCCUCUCCAUCAUACUCCUCCUCCGCCUGGCCCGAUUGGAAUGUCAACCCUCCUGCAAGAAGCACUAGCCGAAAGACUUGGAGGUCAUCGUCUGGAGGAGCUUAUCAUGGCCGAGUGCGGUCUGAGCACCGAGUGCAUUGGGAAGAUCGUUGACGGUGUCAUGAGAUGCGGCUCUACCAGGCUUGGUCUUGCGGGUAACAACAUCACUCCAGAGGGCUUGGGUCAUGUCAUACGCUACCUACGGAGCGGAAAGUGCGAGGGUCUUGAUCUGGGCGGCAAUGAUCUUAGAGAAGACCUCAACAUGCUGGCCGAGGCAGUGGACGAGAAGAGCACACUGUGGGCAUUGAGUCUUGCCGACUGUAAUCUUGCACCAUCAUCGCUUGAGGCCCUACUCCCCGCCCUGGUACAACUUCCAAAUCUCCGCUUCAUCGAUCUGUCUCAUAAUCGCGAUCUUUUCCUCACUCGACCGACUGCUCUUGGACUGAUCCGAAAGUAUGUACCUCAGUUGCCCAUGAUCAGAAGGAUACAUCUCAUGGACGUGGCAAUGACACCCGAGCAUGCCAUUGCUUUGGCAGAAGUCUUGCCAGAAAGCCAAAGUCUGGCACAUCUCAAUAUUUUGGAAAACCACCUCCUUUCACCGCUGGCAUCGGCAAAGACUGAAGCAAUGCAAGAGGAAGCUUGUGCUUUGUACGCCUCUCUGAUGGCUGCCGUGCGGGUCUCAGACACGAUUAUCUGCAUUGACGUUGACGUUCCAAGCCAAGAUUCGAGUGAGGUUGUCAAAGCUCUGGCGAAACAGGUUGUGGCUUACUCACUGAGGAAUCUUGAACGCCUACCUCUUGCGGAAACGUCAGAUUCAGCAAAAGCGGCAAUGGCUGACCCUCACGGCGGCGAGAAGCAGUUGACAGUCCCGGACAUCCUGCUGCACCUCGUAGGUCACAUCGAUGGCUUUCCGGAGAACCACGACAGUGAUGACCCAGCCCCUGAUGACGACUAUAUCGUCGGUGGCACAGGCGUGGUCAAAGCACUGGAUAUAUGUCUGAACAGAGCUGCUGAUGGAAGAAAAGAUUCAAGGGAUUUGUCACCGUUACACAGCGGUACUGGGACGCCAAAGAAGGUCCUGCAGGGAAGCGAGGUUUCAAAGGGUAAAGCCCGAGAAAUGUCGAAGAACCUGUUGGACAGUGCGAGGAAGAUCAGAGCGAGAUUGCAGCCGGCUUUGAUCAAGGAGGCAAAGGGUGGCGAUGAUUUGAGCUACCGACGUCUCCAAUUCCUCGACUCCACCCUCGAACGCAUGAUCGAGCGCUUCGAAAACGAAUACCCCGAGACUCGCCUACCCAAACCCACAACCACGACCACCGAACCCUUCUCCGACGACAAUGCCAGCACCUCCUCCCUCGAACACCCCAACACCCUCAUCCACCCCACUCCCACCUACCCAGCCCUCGAACCCGCCUCACCCGACCAAGAAGACAUCGACGAGAGCACCACCCCUCUCAUCCGUCCCGCCUCCGUCUCCCGCCGAACCUCCUCCCCCAGUCUCGCCUCCCGCCAAGCCCAGGAAGAAGGCCGCAUGCACCGCUUCAACCAGCGCAUCAAACGCGACAUCCUGCGUCCCGAAACCGAAGACCACGCCCACGGCACGACCGGCACGGAGUCCGAAGCCCAACACCUGCAGGACCUGCGCCGGCGGCUCGAAGCGUUCGAAGGCGGCGAGAUCAAGGAGAGGGUCGAGCGGCUGGGCCCGGAGACCGUCUUCGACAUGAUCCGCGCCACGGCCGCGGAGCUGUCGGCGUGGGAGCGGGGCAACCCGGCGGGCUUCGAGAGGUUCAAGGAAGCGAGGGGCCACGCGUUGGCUCUGUACGAGGAUCAGAAGGGCGGCACGGGCUUCCCGGCGAGGCGGGAUUCGCCGCCGAAGAUGGGGGAGGAUCCGGCGCCGACGGGGACGGGGGAGGCGAACGUAGCUUGA